Messenger RNA from Seminavis robusta, 745 nucleotides. NCBI's taxonomy places the organism in Eukaryota, Bacillariophyta, Bacillariophyceae, Naviculales, Naviculaceae. The record is from the annotation of a GenBank genome assembly.
ACGAGACGACUGAACAUCCGCUUCACUGCAGAUUUUGCCACAAAUUUUUUGGAGACCGAUCCAGAAGCUUUUGGCAGUUCCAUCUAUUGUCAAAACCCAGAAAUAAGCAAUACUCUACAACCAUGACAGACAUAGAUUCUGAGUGGUCAAAAGACUUGUCGGACCAACUGAACAGUGGACCCGUCGUCGGUGCUUCUGUGACGGUUGCCUCCAAGGACAAAGUGGUCUCGACCAGGUAUAGCAGAGCCAAUCAACUUCGUCAAAAGCUUGCGAAUGUACAAGUUAUGAAACAAACCAUGAAGAUUUAUCAACGCCAAGUGUCGGAGAAGGAGAUCAUGGAGCCCUGUCUCCGUGAAGACGUUACUGUGUUGAUGGCUUCUUUGACGGAGUUUGAGGAUGUCAUGAAGCGUUUGCAUAUGGCUAAACACGGUGGCAACAGGAAAACAGUCGUCCGCACUUUCUCUGGUUACCAUCGAAUCAACAGCAACAAAGAUAGCGGAAUGGUGAAAAGAGUUCGAAGCACUCCCACCUUGCGGCGUACCGGUACCGCUGUCCAGCCAUGAUUUUGAUUGAGCCGAAUUCUUACCAUGCGCAUGGAGUGUUCCCAACUUCACUAAGUGAACUUUUAAAAUUAAGCUAAGAGGAUGUUAUACUUCGUCUCUCUGUAAGCAAAAGAAACGCCAAUACAACCAUAAAGUGCUGUGAUCGUAUAUGUUUGUUGACCUUGAGUCGAGUCAAGUCUUCC